GGUUUGGUUAAUUAAAAAUAAGUGAAAAAAGUAAAGCGAAAAAAAAUGGAAAAUUUUAUAAAUCAAAAUCCUUCUAAAGACUUAAACUAACAAAAGGUUUUCUAAACUAAAUCAAUAAAUGAAAGCCAAAAUAUGUAAAAUACAAUUUUAAAUAUUCAAAUCUUGGACUUGAGUUCAGAAAUACUUUUUAAUCUAAGUUAGUAACUUAAAAACAAGUAGCUAAACUCAACAAUUAAAAUUUGUUUUGACUCUUCUAUUUUAGAUAUAAAAUAAGAGCUAAUAAUUGAAUUAGCUAAAGUUUUAUAUCAAAAUAUCUAAAUCUAAAAGCUAGGUAUAAUUAAUACUACUAAUGAGUGUAAUAAUAACUAUAUUCUAGAAUUUUUAAAAUAAAUGAAUGAAUAGCAAAUAAAACAACUUAAAUUAAAUUUUUGUAAUGUUUAAGUUUCUCCAAAAUAAUCAGAAUAAAUUAAUAAAAUUAUUACAAAUUUUCAAAAUUUAAGCACGCUCAAGAUUAAUUUGUCUGAAAUAUAAGUUCCUUAACCAUUUUUCAAUAUUAUUGAGCUCCAGCUUAAGCAUUUGUAAACUUUGAAAAUAAAAUUAAGAUAAACUUAACUUGAUGCUUAAGCAACAUAAUAAUUAGUAAACUCCAUUAUAAAAUAAAAUUAACUCUAAAAAUUAUAACUUGACCUUAUUCUUUCGAGCGUAAAUUAGAGUAAUUUAUAAAAAAUUCCAGUUUUUUUAAGCAAUUUAGAAUACUUUACUUUAAUUUUGUAAAAUUAAAGUCAAUAUGUUGAAGAAAAACAUUAAGAAAUUCACAAUGAAACUGAAGAAAAAUUUUAGAGGAAGAUAAAAUAUUUGAAAAUUGAAGAAUAAAUAUAAGCAAAUAAAAAUAUUAAUUUUAGCAACUUAUUAGGAUUGUAGAUUUUGAAUAGCUAUAGUAUAGUUACAUCUCUCUCUAUAGACCUCACUUAAUACAAUGAAUAGAAUUUAUAUAAAUAUAUAUAAUAAGUGUCUAGAUUUGAUUAAUUGCAUCAAUUAAAUAUGAAAUUAAACAACUCAUAAUUAAAUGAUAAAAUCAUCUGCCAUUAUAAAUAAUCAUUUGAAAACUUAAAAGAGCUUAAUGACCUAAGUCUUAUAAUAAAUUCUUAAAAAUUCUUUGUUAAGUAAUAUUCAUUCUCAAGUUUAAUAAGACACAGUCCCUAUAUUAGUAAACUAAGACUGAAAUUAAAAAUAAUUUAAUUAACAGAUGAUUUAUAUUAAGAAUUAUUUGGAGUUUUACCUAGCUUAAAAUAUUUAAAAUAAAUUUAUUUUAUUUUUGGUAAAGGGUAUUCUUUUUAAUUCAAUUAUAAAAUCUUUUUAAGCAAUGUAAGAAAAUGCUCGAACUUAAACUAUGCCAGUUUGAGUUUUUAAAAUCUCAGCAGCUCUUAAAAGAGUUUAAAAUAAAAAACUGAUAUAAUUUUGUAAAGUGAAUCCUUAAAUUCUCAAUAAGACACAAUAGAAGAAAUAUAAACUAAAAAAAAAAAUUCUCUUGCUUCUAAAAUUCAAGCAAGUAUGAGCAGCAUGGAGGCAUUUUAUAAAAUAAGAAUUUAGUAACUCCUUUAGCAAAAUUUAAUUUUCAAAAAGGCAAUCAGAUUAGUAAAAUUAGAAGUUUAAUGA
Tetrahymena thermophila SB210 is the source of this 1656-nucleotide messenger RNA. RefSeq lists its product as hypothetical. The transcript has a single exon. NCBI's taxonomy places the organism in Eukaryota, Ciliophora, Oligohymenophorea, Hymenostomatida, Tetrahymenidae. The record is from RefSeq and is a predicted model, not a curated record.